Messenger RNA from Wyeomyia smithii (pitcher-plant mosquito), 579 nucleotides. RefSeq names its product translation machinery-associated protein 7 homolog. The record is from RefSeq and is a predicted model, not a curated record. The coding region runs from base 163 to 357 and encodes 64 amino acids. The transcript is spliced from 2 exons. Lineage: Eukaryota; Metazoa; Arthropoda; Insecta; Diptera; Culicidae.
AGACACUUUUCUGUAAAAAUGUUAUUUUUUUAUAAAUUUGGCAACUCUGUUGGAACUGUCAAAUCACAUGGUGUUUAAUUUGGCUUUUGGAUUUGAGGAUUCGAGCUUUUCGAGCAUUAAACGUAAUUGAAUAAUUCUCCAUUUCAUUUAAAUUGUGAUAACAUGUCCGGGCGAGAAGGAGGUAAGAAAAAACCGUUAAAACAGCCAAAGAAAGACUCGAAGGAUAUGGACGACGAAGACAUGGCUUUUAAGCAGAAGCAAAAGGAACAACAGAAAGCAAUGGAAGCUGCUAAGCAAAAGGCUGCUAAAGGAGGGCCCUUAGUUGGCGGUGGUAUUAAAAAGUCUGGAAAAAAAUAACACCGUUCCGGCAGCACCAACAUCGUGACAAGGUGUAUGCAAUUUAACCUGCACGCUUCCUCAGCUGAACUGCCACAAAGUUUUUCGAGGUUAGCUAUUGAACAAACUUAAGAACCUUUGGUAAAAUCAGUUAAAUGGAAUCUCCGAUUAAUUCCAUUGUCACGCUAUAUUUGUUUGUAUUGUAAUAUCUUAAGGAAUGAAAUAAAACUGGUAUACAUAAUA